This is a messenger RNA of Magallana angulata, 2566 nucleotides long. Its product is annotated as conserved oligomeric Golgi complex subunit 5-like. Lineage: Eukaryota; Metazoa; Mollusca; Bivalvia; Ostreida; Ostreidae. The record is from RefSeq and is a predicted model, not a curated record. The transcript has 22 exons. Gene Ontology annotation, cellular component: COG complex. Bases 1 to 2472 code for a protein of 823 amino acids. Gene Ontology annotation, biological process: intra-Golgi vesicle-mediated transport.
AUGUUCGAGAAGCCGGAUGUGAAACUUGUCAACAUGGAGGACAGUGUCAUCGAACAGCUAGCUGAUGACGAGGAGUUUAGAAAAUUCCUGGAUGAAACAUUUGAUGUCAAAGCUCAUGCCAACCAAGCAAUACAAGGGAAGGCAAUUUCAGAUCAGCUUUCAAAACUUGCAGAGGGAAUAUCUCUUCUGGACAGAGAAAUCCAUUCACAGAUUGUUGCUCACCAUGAGGAUCUGCUAUCACAAGCUACUGGGGUGGAGACACUGGAGGGGGUCCUACAGAUGAUGCAAUCCAGGAUCCAGUCCCUGCUGGCAGCCAUGGAUCGAAUACGUUCAAAAGUCUCAGAACCUUUCAAUAAAAUUUCAUCAAGAACUACACAGCUGAGGAAUCUGCAGGAUACAUGUGAUCUCCUCAGAAGAAUCAUCAGAAUUAUGUACCUUGGUAAGAGAUUAAACAGUCAGUUACAGGGAGGAGCAAGGGAGAUAACUAAGGCAGCACAGAGUCUGAAUGAACUAGAUUAUAUUUGUGAGGGAGUGGAUCUAAGUGGGGUGGAGAUUAUAGAACAGGAUCGGCGCUUCAUCAAACAGGCCCGCAAAGACGUAGAAUCUCAGGCCCACAAAAUGCUGGAACAGGGAAUGGAAACCCAGAACCCGACACAGGUGGCGACCUCUCUCCAGGUAUUCCACAACCUGGGCAGUCUCCACCACACCGUGGAACGGGUCCUCCAGAACUGUCAGGAGAACCUGAACCGGAAUGUCCGCUCAUGUCUGGACGCACAAAGCCUCGCCCAGCAACACGCCCCCCAGGGCCGAGCUGGACCUGGCCGGGCGGCCAUGCCGGUGACAGGAAACACAGCGGCGUUCCGAGCCUCACUCUGGACAAACAUGGAGAAACUGAUGGACAACAUCUACGCUGCAUGUGCCCAGGUGCAGCAUUUACAGAAAGUUCUGGUGAAGAAACGGGACCCUGUCACUCACGUUUGUUUCAUUGAGGAGUUAGCAAAGCACCAAGAAGGUCAUGUGAACAUCAUGCAGGAAUUCUGGGAUAGCAUCACUCACAUGCUGACCAAUGAAUUUAACAACUCAACAGAAGCUUCCAUGCAUUUGAAGCAGGCCUUUGAAGGAGAAUAUCCCAAGCUGUUACGUCUGUACAACGACCUCUGGCGCAGACUUCAACAGUUCAGUAUCACUACGGCAACCUCCCUGUCUCAGUCGGAGCCGACCGGAGAGGAAGAUGUGAGCGUGGAGGACGAUAUCUUCAUCCCUGGAAGUAAACGGAAUCAGUAUGACUCCGAGAAAGCUUUGCGGGACACCCUGACGAAGUUUGAGAACGCAUACCUUUCCAAGUCUCUGUCAAGGCUGUUUGACCCAAUUAAUCUGGCCUUCAGUACGGGGAAUCCCCCAACCACACAGGAAGUGGAAACAAUCGUUAAGACCAUUGCCAGUGAGCUAAAUGUGGCUAGCGUGGAUACACAGCUUUGUAUAACUGUGGCUAAAAACGUGGCCAAGACGAUACAGCUGUUCUCAGUGAAGAGUGAACAACUGUUGAUUACGGAUGGUGAGGCGAGUCAGGUGAUUGGUCCCUGUACCCCGGGGCAACAACGGAAUGUCACCGUGGUCAACAUACUGUAUCUACUGCAUCAGUCCAUCACCAAGUUAUUGGAGGGUCUACAGAACUUUCCCCCUGAAGCCAUGGAAUGCAUUCAAAAGUCGUUAGAGGGAAAACCCCCACCGGGAGUGGUUGUCCUUAUGAGCAGUGCUCUAUCUCCUCUGAUGUCCUCAGUCCUAGAUGCCGUGGAAGCAAUAAUUCUGACAAUGCACCAAGAAGACUUCUCAAGUUCUGCUGUACCAGACCCAGGGAAGGAGUCGCAGUGUUCUCUGUAUAUGAGGGAGCUCCAGGAAUUUGUGUCCAGGUGUCAGGCUGAUUACCUGUCUAGAUACGAAUGUCAGGACUUCAUAUACGACAGCAUCAAGCCGAUAGCGUGUCGUUGUGUGGAGCUGUUUGUCAGACAUGCCAGCCUGAUCAGGCCCCUGGGUGAGGGAGGGAAGAUGAGACUGGCUGCUGACUUUGCCCAGAUGGAGUUAGCCAUCUCUCCCUUCUGUAGAAAAGUGUCUGAUCUCGGCAACCAUUAUAAGCUUCUAAGGGCAUUUAGACCACUGCUGUUCCAGAACGCUGAACAUAUCAGUAAAAGCCAGGCCAUUGGUGACAUCAUUCCACACAGCACCAUUCUUCACUUCUUGUUCGCGAGAGCUCCACAGGAAAUGAAGUCUCCUCACCAGUCGGCUGAUUGGUCAAUAAGUAGAUACUCCCAGUGGUUAGAGGACCACCCCUCAGAAAAAGACAGACUCACCCUGAUCAAGGGUGCGUUGGAGGGAUAUGUGAAUCAGAUGAAGUCCCGACAGGCUCGAGAGUUUGCGGAGAUUUAUCCGAUCAUGUUGGAUCUCUUACAGAAGGGACUUCAGACCUGCUCAUGACAUAUUUAUUACUAGAGCUAGUGUACAACAUUGGUUCUGCUUUGUAUAUUAUAAUCAUUUUUAUUUAAUUAAUGAAAUAAAAAAAUAACAACAG